UGUCUGGUACAUUUUAGAUUCUGUCUUUCAUUUUAAGCUUUCGCCCUUUGCUUCUUUAUACGUACUAAGUAUGUUAAUUGGAAAAUGGGAAAGACGUACAUAAAAGGAAAAUAAGGAAGCUCUCAAAAAUAUGCUUUUUUUACGUGAUAAUUUAAGAUUAAUCAUUAUUUGUGAUUGUGUUUAGGAUUUAUCAUUAAUAUUUUGUUAGGUAAUAGUUAUUAGUAUUGAUCAGUCGGUUUAUGAUGCUAGGAAAAGAUAUUUUGCUGAAUUAGCAAAUUAAGAACCAGUUAUUUUCUGUAUAACCUUUUUCUUUUUGGGAAACCCUUUUCUUUUAACAUGAGUACUACGUAUAUAAAAACCGUUCAUUAUAAGUAAAACUAUAUUCUAUAAAAGGAAAACAAAAUUGUACAUAGAAGCCCUCUGGUGUCAUGUAUAAAACCCUAACUGUAUCAGCAUAGGUAGUACUGCUAGAGCUAAAGUAUAAUGCAGUAUCCCUUCAUAACCAUUAGUCACCAUCACAAUCUCACUGUACUACCUCCACUAUCCCUAUCACCAUCACCUUCGCCUUCACCUUCACCUUCAACUGCUGCUGGGACCCGCAAAAUGGUGUUCCACACAGCAUUCUACUGGGGCAAAGCACAUCAGAUUCUGUUUCCUGGGUGGCCCGGUUCAAGCACUGCCUGUUUUUUUAGAACCGGAAUGCGAGCCGUCCGAGCUGGGAUGGCUUACAUGGUCAUAUUGGCGGUUACGUCUUACAAUGGUGGUAUUUUCUUAGCUGCCGUUGUUGGACAUACUACUGGGUAUUUGAUUUUUGGAAGUGGCCUUUGUUUAAAGUCUGAUAGGCGUUCGUCCUUGGAUUUUGGAAUUGGGCAUUCUAAAAUGUACGAGUAAUGCAUUUUUGCUCUUUUCAUUUGUGUUCAUUGCAAUGUUCCGGGGCUUUUCUCAGCUCUGUCUGUGGAUUAUUUACUUAUUUUGUGAAUUAGUGAUCAUAAAACACCAAAACUGUGAAUAAUUGGGAUUAAUCUGGAGGUAAAAUUGGCACUGUAACUCUCGAGGGAUAAUGAAAUCACGUUGAUACAAAUCGCGGUGCUAAAUCAUCAGAAUCAUUCAUACAGGUUUACCCUCAACCCCGAUCUUAAUUAUAGAAAUGCAUCACAUCGUAUGACAUAACAGUACACUAAUCAUAGUAGGAUAUCUCAUAUCUGUAAUAGCACAGUAUCAAAUCAGAGUUAUCCUUCAAAGCAUAAUCAGAUUACCCCAUUCAAUGAAUAUGAAUAUGAAUAUGAAUAUGAAUAUAUGAUGGGUACCUGUCCCAGAUUGCCCACUUCUUCUUGGAUUAUAUUUUCUCAAUAAACAACGUAGAGAAUCCGAUACUUUUUCUUCAAAUGAAAUAUUUAAAUGUAUUGGCUGAAAUUCUUUAUUCCUUAUGUUUGUUCCCAUGGAUUUCUCAUGAUAGAUAAAUAAAGUAGAAACACUGUGCUUUGGUCGAACAAUUGAAGAAGAAGGGUUUCUUCUAACCCACAGGGAACCCUCGGCCAAACCACUAACACUCGAUCAUGACUUCAUGAGUUUAAUAGAAAAGUAGAUAAGAUGGGAGAUAGUGGAGGAAGCUUUUUAUUGAAUUGUUUCUUUUUGGUGUUAGCACCCGGUUCACCCUUAGGACUAAUCCGGAUUCGGGGCGAGUUCUUGAUUGUGGAAAGAGAGAUGUAAUAAAAUAUUAGUGGGCCCAUUACAUAAAAGGAGGCAUUACAAUUAAAUGGAACGGACAUAAUAGAAAGUAUGACGAUUAAAUAGAGACAGAUGGAAUAGACUUAAAUAGCCACAUUUCAUGUACCUUUAGCAUAAACCCUAAAAGCAAAUUCCUUACAAGGUGCUGGUAGCUUCAACGCCAAGAACCUUGACGAUUUAUCUCAACUACCUCAGUAGUUACUACCUACAAAACUUGUUCUUAAGAAGUAAAAACAUCAAUUUUCAUUGUUCUCCCUUAUAUAUAUAUACCUCUGUAAACCUACUUGUCAUCAGUAAGCCAACUUACAUGCUCAAUCCGAUUCAUUUUCGAGAUCGAUCUCGAAGGAGAAUGCAAUCUAUGAUGCCAUAUCAUCAUGGCUUCUUUGGGCGACCUGUUGAAAUGUUCGACCCAUUCUCCCUCUACUUUCCGAAUGAUUUUCCCUUCGAUUUCCCAGCCUUUCGACCACCACCACCGCCUUUUAUGGUCCCACCACGGCCACUUCUACCAGAUAUGAGGAGACUGAUGCCUAGGACCAACAUCGAGUAUAAGGAGACUGCGGAAGCUCAUCACUUCAAGGCCGAGCUUCCGGGUGUCAGAGAAGAGGAUGUGACGGUGAACAUAGAUGAGGGUGGGAAGAUGAUCCACAUACGUGCCAAAUCAAAGCAUGGCAGGGAGGAAAACAAAGAGAGAUAUCAUCAUGUUGAGCAUGGUUGUGGGGAGUUUGCGAGUUCGUUCACGCUACCGCCCGAUGCAAAUCCUGAGCAUAUGAGGUGCUGUGUUGAUAAUGGUGUGCUUACCAUCGCCAUUCCUAAGCACCAGUCCUACUACCAGUAACCUGCCUUUGCUUGUACUAUCUUGUUGCAUGAAGUAUUAUGCUUGAAUAGUUGAAUGCUUAUCAACUUGUCAAGUAUUUCUGUUAGUACAAUGAUAGCCCCAUUAUAUGAUAAGUUAAUAAUAUUAAGCGCAUAUCACACCA
Messenger RNA from Spinacia oleracea (spinach), 2705 nucleotides. Its product is annotated as copper transporter 3-like. The transcript is spliced from 2 exons. The coding region runs from base 484 to 891 and encodes 135 amino acids. Gene Ontology annotation, biological process: copper ion transmembrane transport. Gene Ontology annotation, cellular component: plasma membrane. The record is from RefSeq and is a predicted model, not a curated record. Gene Ontology annotation, molecular function: copper ion transmembrane transporter activity. Lineage: Eukaryota; Viridiplantae; Streptophyta; Magnoliopsida; Caryophyllales; Amaranthaceae.